GUGAGAGACAGAGCCUCUGUUGGAGUGUCGUUUUCCUAUAUAUACUCUCGAGGUAGGAGGAACACACACCAAAAUCUUUCUCCUUCUCUAUCUGUUCCAUUUUUAUUUUCUCUUAUUCUUUAUUUCUCUUUCUCUCUGAGGAUGUCUGUUUCUUGAAGAAGAGAAGAAAAAAAAAAAAGUCUUCCUUUUUUCCUCUCUCCCUGCUCUACAAAAAAUCACUCGGAUAUUCUUCUUCUUAAAAUCUAAGUGGAGGGAGGAGGCUUGAGAAUAAUAAAAAUGUCUCGGAAAGAGGUUUUUGAGAGACCCUCUUCUUUGCAUCAGAUUCCUGAUCUUUCACUCCACAUAAGCCCUCCAAAGAGUGCUCCUUCCUCAAUUUGCACCGCCACGAAUGAAGCCGAUUCCAGCUUCGAUAUUUGGCAGAAAUCACACAGCGACAGCUCCAUCUCCAUCAGACCAGCUGACACCGACCUCUCUCUAUCAACCGCUUUGGAGGCCGAGAGUCCAUGGAGAAGAAACUUCCUCACCGCAGCGGAUCAACAGGUUCACAUAAAUCGUGGGAUUUCACUUCUUAAUGUUUCUGAUCAUCAGGGGGCAACUGUCAAGGCCAUAAAGGGAAUUCCGGUUUACAAUAAUUCUUCCUUCCCGUUUUCACCUUUGGAUCGCUUCACACAAACGGCAGCGUAUCCUCCAUCUUGUGCUUCCUCCUUCAGGCCUUGUCGUGUUCCUUCAGGUUUUGAAGCCAUGUCGAGGUAUAAUGGGAUAACCAUGGAGACUCUAAGACCCCAGCAGUUUCAGCAAGAUUUCUCAAAUGGGUUUAUGAGAUCAAGGUGUAUGCCAAAGCUGCAGAGUAAGAGGAAUAUGAGGGCACCAAGAAUGCGUUGGACAACUUCUCUCCAUGCCCGUUUUGUCCAUGCUGUAGAGCUCCUUGGUGGCCAUGAAAGGGCUACUCCAAAGUCAGUUUUAGAGCUCAUGGAUGUAAAAGAUCUAACACUUGCUCAUGUCAAGAGCCAUUUACAGAUGUAUCGGACUGUUAAGAACACUGACAAACCUGCAGCUUCCUCAGAUGGAUCUGGAGAUGAAGAUUUCUUGAACACACCCCCAGCUCCACAUCAUAACGACAACUAUUUACAAAGUCAAAAAAAAGCUUCAAAUGCAGCUUUAGAACAUGAAGUGGGAUACCUUUCUAAUCUUUGGAGUAACCCUUCAAGUAGAGGAGCAUGGUUGCAAUCCAAUUCAAGGAAUCUGGAUAGAUUAAGACCAGGAACACUGCCAUCUCAUCAAAGAUCUGGAGACCAAUUUGAGGGAAGUGAUUUCACUCAAUCAAUAAACUCCAAAGGGUCAAGCUUGAAGAAUCCAAGCUUGGAGUUCACCUUAGGAAGACCCGACUGGCACAGCAAAGAACAUGACUAAUUUGAGUUAGUAUUAUUGGCUAAUUGUUUUAGUAUUUUCAUGGCAAGAAACAGGCACUAAAUAUAUAUAUAUAGGUACAGUGGGUUAAUUAAUUAGCCACUAAACUAAAAAAGAAGAAAAAAAUCAUCUUCUAUAAGUUUUUUGCCAUAUGAUGUGAUGUGUACAUACUUGUGCUAGCUCAAGCUGCACUUGGUAAUUGUGAGGUGAUGUGAUUAAUGAUUA
Corylus avellana is the source of this 1632-nucleotide messenger RNA. RefSeq names its product transcription repressor KAN1. Gene Ontology annotation, molecular function: transcription cis-regulatory region binding. Lineage: Eukaryota; Viridiplantae; Streptophyta; Magnoliopsida; Fagales; Betulaceae. Gene Ontology annotation, biological process: abaxial cell fate specification; regulation of DNA-templated transcription. The record is from RefSeq and is a predicted model, not a curated record. Gene Ontology annotation, cellular component: nucleus.